AUGUGUGUCCAGGUCUUGGAGAAGACUCAGGAGUACUGUAAGGACCGGAACAUCCCGUUCCCGUGUCCAGACUACGAGGAGCUCAGGAAGCAGCCACUCAGAGAAGUCUACGUGUUUGAAGACCAGGAGAAACCCACAGCCCCCAUGGUCCUGUUCCUGCCACUGGUCAAUAUGUCCUACCAGGAGUUCAAGAGACUAGGAGUUGUGCGCUCGCAGGAGGAGCUAGCCGCGGGCCGUGUGGACGUUAGCUCGCCCAAUUCGCCGUAUAAGACCAAAAACAUGACCUACUCUGAGGAGGACUACGACGCUCUCAUCGACCUCACCACCUACAACGUCUUACGGCGCCUCCCUGCGCGCGGCGCGUCCGUCCCAACCCGUCUCGACUUACGACCAGUCCCCCCGCGCGACCUCCUCCCCCUCCACACUGAUCGCGCUCACCGCCCAUACUUCGCGCCCGUUUGCGUUCCGGCGUCCGAGACGCGUUGCCCAGUGUACUACUCGCCGACGGUCGCCAGCGCUUUAACGGCCGCCUUCUGCGUCUUCACGAUGCGCCCUUCCCGGCCCGCCUGGCGUAAGCACCGCGACGCUCUUGAUCUCGCGUUCAAUCGCCGUAUUCGGCACCGUCGACCGCUGAAGCGCCGCGCUCCCGUUGGCAGACCGCUUUCUGCACCCCUCCAGCGCCUUUCGUCCGACCUACUGCGCUUCCCCGAGCCUGCGGCCCGGCGCUCGACCGCCUAUGCCUGCGCCUACCCCCCUUCGCCUUCGUCUGAGAAGGCGCGAUCGGCGCCCGCCGUCACCAAGGGAGGUGUAGAAAGCAGGAGAAGAAAAGGCAGGGACCUCUCCAAGGAGGACUCUUGUCUACAUCCAUCUGCUCCUCGCUCCGUCCCCCUACGCGCUCCGCGCGCUACCCGCGCGAGACGCCACUACAACCCACACCCGCCCUACGCUCGCCCCCGCACUUCGUGCGCACCCUGCGCCGCGCUGCGAGCUCCCCGGCAUUCGCCUCUCGCCCACGCUCCGCGCUCGCCGCUGCGAUUUCGCCACUUCGGAUCGCGGCGGGCGCCACCCUCCCGCCUCGGCGCCCUCCGCCCUCGCGCCUUUACGGCGACGGGCCACGCUGGCCCCACCGCUCACCCUUCAGGACGCGCCAGUGGCGCUCUCCAGUUUGCGCGUCACUUGAGGUUUUCUGGAGCGGGGCCAAACCCCAGCCAGAUCCCAGCGGUUAGGAGACGCGGGGUGGCUCCUCUGAUUGAGGUGUCGAGGCUGUUCUUGGACCAGGACGGGCGCUGUGUGGAGCUCUGUCCCUCCGGAUCCUUCUCCAACCCGGUCCUGGGAGUGUGUGAGAACUGUUCCCCAAACUGUGAGCUGUGUGAUGGGUCCAGCGACCACUGUGUGAGCUGCUCCCGACACGGACACACACCUCUGCUCCACCGGGGCUCGUGCUGGUCCCAGUGCCCCGAUGGUUACUUUGAAUCGGAGGAGGGGGUGUGUGAGGUCUGUGUGGGCCCCUGUCAGUCGUGUGAGGGCCUGGGCUCCCGGUGCCUGUCCUGCUCAGACGGCUUCUUCCUGGAGGGACGAUCGUGUCGCCUCAACUGCUCCGAGAGGAUGUUCCCGUCUGAGGAUGGGACGUGCCGACACUGCCCCCCCCACUGCGACGUCUGCUCCGACCAGCACACCUGCCUCAAGUGCAGCUUCCUGUACCUGAUGCUGGACGCCGUGUGCAGAGCCAGUUGUCCGGACGGAUACUUCGAGGACAUGGAGGAGGGGCGCUGUGGGCCGUGUCACCCGACCUGCGCCUCCUGCUCCGGGCCCCGAGGAGACGACUGUGAGACCUGCUCCUCAUUCAUGCUCUACAAAGGCGCCUGCUACAGGGAGUGCCCCGCGGGAACCUACUACCAAAGCACUGCCAACGAGUGCCAAGAGUGUCAUCAGACGUGUGCCAGCUGCCGGGGCCCGGAGCCUCACCAGUGCUCGGCGUGUGAGAAGGGCCUCGUGCUGGACCCCAACUCCCUGCUGUGUGGAGUGACAGGGGACGCACACUGCCCCCUAGGGACCUACCUGCAGCAUGACGGCUUCACCUGCUCCAGUUGCCACCGCUCCUGCCUGUCCUGCCAGGGCCCCCAGCUCUGCUCCACCUGCGAGGCCCCCCACCACCUGCACAAUGGCUCCUGUAUCCGUGUGUGUCCCGUCGGCUCCUACAGCUCCACACAGGCCACAGACGGACGCCAGCUCGGCUUCUGUCUUCGGUGUGACCCUGUCUGCUCCUCCUGCAGCGGCGACUCGGCCAAAGACUGUCUGACCUGUUCUCCGGGACACCUGCGCCUCCUGCACCUCUGCGUCACCCACUGUCCCACCGGUUAUUACAAGCGAGAGUCUGCGUGUGAGAAGUGCCAUCACUCCUGUGCCGUGUGCUCUGGUCCUGGUCCAGAGUCCUGUCGGCUCUGUGCGCCCCCCCUGCUGGAGAUACAAGGAACUACAGUGUGUGUGCAGCGCUGCCCUCUGCGCUUCUACCAGAGCGACAAUGUGUGCAAACAAUGUCACAUCAGCUGCAAGACCUGCUCAGGUGCGUCUCCUCAGGACUGUCUCUUGUGUGAUGAAGGCAACACUCUGAAGGACAGUGUGUGUUUCCCUCGCUGUGAAGAAGGAACCUACUUCUCACAACAGGUCAGAGGUUUAUAA
Knipowitschia caucasica is the source of this 2679-nucleotide messenger RNA. The record is from the annotation of a GenBank genome assembly. Lineage: Eukaryota; Metazoa; Chordata; Actinopteri; Gobiiformes; Gobiidae.